AGUGCCCUAGUCUUACCCAUACAUACGACAGGUCAAAAACAAACUAAUCCACGACGAAACGAAGAGAACGAGUACAAUGGCAUCGGAGAAACGAUGCCACUACGAGGUGCUCGGCCUCUCGCUCGAUUGUACGGCCGAUGAGAUCCGUUCGGCCUACAAGAGGCUAGCCCUGCUCCGCCACCCGGAUAAGCUUGUCAAGUCCGGGCUCAGCCACGCUGAAGCCACCGCCCAAUUCCAGGAGCUAGCCCAGGCGUACGAGGUUCUAUCCGACCCCAAGGAGCGUGCCUGGUACGACUCCCAUCGCACUCAGAUCCUAUUCUCCGACUCUAACAGCGCCUCCAACGCCAACUCUUCAAUCCCUGACUUGUUCCACUUCUUCUCCAAUUCGGUUUUCUCGGGUUAUACCGAUACAGGUAAGGGAUUCUACAAGGUGUAUUCUGAUUUGUUCGAAAAAAUUUAUGCAAACGAGGUCAAAUUUGCGAAAAUUUUGGGGUUGAGGGUGGAUUCGGUGAGGGAGGCUCCGGUGAUGGGGAAUCUUGGGAGCCCGUAUAAGCAGGCGUCCGCUUUUUAUGACUAUUGGCUAGGGUUCUGUACGGUUAUGGAUUUUGGAUGGGUCGAUCAGUUCAAUGCCAAGGCAGGUCCAGACAGGAGGACAAGGAGGUUUAUGGAGGAGGAGAACAAGAAGCUUAGGAAGAAGGCUAAGCGGGAGUACAAUGAGACUGUGAGGAGUUUGGCUGAGUUUGUGAAGAAGAGGGACAAGAGGGUGAUUGAUAUGAUGGUGAAGAGGGAGAAGGAGAGGGAGUUGAAGAAGGAGAAGGAAAAGGAAUGGAGGAAGAAGGUGGAGAGGGAGAAGAGGGAGAGAGCUAGCAGGUACGAGGAGCCUGAAUGGGCAAGAGUUCAGGAGGAAGAAGAGGGUGAAGAAGGACCGAUUGACGGUGAUGUAAUUGAAGAAGGGGGAGAUGAGGAGACUAAGAGGAAUGAGUUUUAUUGUGUUGUGUGUGGGAAAAGAUUUAAAAGUGAAAAGCAGUGGAAGAAUCAUGAGCAGUCCAAGAAGCAUAAGGAGAAGGCUGCUGCAUUGAGAGAGUAUUUCACUGAAGAAGUAGAAGAAAAAGGUCAAGAAGAAGAAGAAGAAAAGGAGGAAGAAGAAGAAAAGGAAGAAGAAAUAGAUGAAGUGAGUGAAUCUGAGGGAGUGAAGAAUGAUGUGGAGGAAUUGAAAGAGAGGUUUAGGGAGGAACUUAGGGUUGGGGAGGGUGGUGGAAAUGGGGUUGAUCAACUAAGUAAUAGGGAUGGGGCAGAGGAAGAUGAUUUCGUAGAUGUUGGGGAUGGGGAUUGGGUAGAAGUCACCGCUGAGGAUGCUGAUGAUGAUCCGAACGAGGAUGAUGAUUGGGAAACGUAUGUAAUUGAAGCAAUGCGUAGGAAAAAGGCAGGUUUAAAGGAUGAGGACAAAGAUGAGGACGUGGAGUUGCCAAUAAAAAUGACCUUGGAGGAUGAGAAGAAUGAUGCCAGCUUUAUGGAGUAUGAUAAUCGAAAGAAAACAGGACGUAAUCAAGGGAGAAGAAAAAAUAGGGAGAAGAAAAAUGGAGAGGCUACAACAAAGGUUGAUCUCGAUGAAACUACAAGUCAUAAUGAGGGAACUAAUGGGCAUGAUAAUUCGCAUGUCACAGAAACCCCUUCCCAUUCUUUUGAUAAGCAUGAAAAUGAGGACAAAAUUGGUGACCAGAGGAGUAAAAAUCGUAGCAAACAGAGUCGAUCUUUUGAUAAAAAGAGGGCGUCAAAGAACGAAACAAUUACAAAAUCUGAUAGGUUGGCUAAAGGAAAGAAAGGAAAGGCAUCAUCUAGGAAUUCAGAAAAUAUAUGUGAGAAAUGCGGAGAGGAAUUUGUAUCAAGGAACCAACUACAUAAGCAUUUGGGUGAUACGGGUCAUGCCUCUCUAAAGAUGUCAAGCCGAUAGCUUCAUAUCUCCUCGUGUGAUCUAUUGGUCCCGAGUUUCUCUGCUUCAGCUUGCUAGGGAAUAUUUAUUCUUUUGUCAUAUUUUAACAUUUCAUAAAAUCAUAGUUGAAAGCAAAUGAUCAAGGACAGUUGUUGAUACUUGCUUUUGGUAACUGUAAAUCGCGAGACAGAUAUGCCAGUAAUCUUACAGAGUAAUGUGAGGGAGAAACUAGAAAUAAGGUUAACGGAGAGAGCAUUCAUUUGAGAAC
Tripterygium wilfordii is the source of this 2198-nucleotide messenger RNA. Its product is annotated as DNAJ protein JJJ1 homolog. The record is from RefSeq and is a predicted model, not a curated record. Bases 77 to 1951 code for a protein of 624 amino acids. Lineage: Eukaryota; Viridiplantae; Streptophyta; Magnoliopsida; Celastrales; Celastraceae. Gene Ontology annotation, molecular function: nucleic acid binding; zinc ion binding. The transcript is spliced from 3 exons.